AUGACAACAUCAUGCUACACGAUCUGCAAUUUAUUUAAUAUUGCUCGAUUAUAUCCUCAGAAGGUGGCAAUCAUGCUUGACGAUCAAGUAUGGACUUAUAGCGAGUUGAUUAUGCAAGUAGAACGUGUUGUACGUCAAUUGCAGCGCUUAGACAUAGUUCAAGGUCAAAUACUUUUUCAAUUCGUUGAACGAAGUUUUGAGAUGAUAUGUGGCUUUUUGGCUAUCAUGUUUAUAGGUGGAGUAUAUUGCCCAAUAAAUCCAACAGUGCCGUCUGAUCGUCUCAAAAUACUUCUCGAAAAAAUGCAAGGGCAAUGCGUUUUAGUACAUGAGAAAACUCGUAAUCAAUUUCCAAUAGCAGCCGUUCAGCAUGUUAUUGUAUUGGAUAAUAUUCUUCUUCCAUUAUUAGAUAUUGAAGAUAUCAAUAGCCUUUCAGUUUCUAUGGAGUAUGAUGCUGCAUUUAUCAUUUUUACAUCCGGUACUACUGGACCGCCAAAAGCAGUUGUUCAUACACAUAGAGGUUUUUCGGCUAGUAUCACCAAUUAUAUUCAAUGGGGUGCCCGUAUGUACACAGCUCGAGAGCAUGUUCUUCAAGUUGCUGCAUGUUCAUGGGCUAUACAUAUUACGGAAAUCUCAGUACCAUUAGUCGUCGGUGGUACUCUAGUGCUCCUGCGACAAGGUAGUCACUUGGAUGUGGCAUAUUUUUCUCAAACUUUAAUAUAUCAACAAAUAACGACAUUAAUGAUAGGUCCUGCAAUGAUUCGAGCUCUUACUCAUUAUAUUGAAGAUAACCAGCAAAUGAGAACAUUCGAUACUGUGCGUCAUUUGUGUAUGACAGGCGAAGCAAUGAAGCCACAACAAUGGACUCGAUUUGUUAAUUUAUUAAGUUCUUUCCAUGUUGAACUUUAUGUUCAUUAUGGUACAUCUGAAAGUAAUGGAGCUCUUGGAUGUCAAUUGAUAAAUAUCAAAGAUACAGAGAUUCCUGUUGGCUAUCCUAUGCCAGCUAUUCAAUGCUUGAUAGUAGAUGAUGAUGGCAAGAUUAUUACAAGUACAGACAAUUCAAAUAACAUUGGUCAAAUUCAUAUAGGUGGACCAACUUUAUUUAACUCCUAUUUAAAUGAUCCCGAAAAGACUGCUAGCAAGUUUACAACCAUAAAUAAUCAAGUUUAUAUAAAAACAGGCGACUUGGCUCGAUAUAAUACACGAGAAGAACUUGUUUAUGCUGGACGAACUGAUUUUCAAAUAAAAAUACGUGGCCAACGAGUCGAAACUAGUGAAAUUGAAAAUACAAUUACGAAUUCAUAUCCUAGCAAAAUUUCUGACUGUGUUGUUACUAAACUGGCACAAAAUGAUGAUCUACUUGUUGCAUAUGUGGUCUCAAAAGAUUCCGAGCUCGAUACUGAACAAAUUCGAAAUUAUUGCAAUAAACAUUUGUAUCAAUACAUGGUACCAUCUUUCUUCGUUUUCUUGGAACAAUUACCAUUGAAUGUCAAUGGAAAAAUCGAUCGCAAGAACCUUCCCAUGCCAGACUUUUCGAGUCUCGCAACGAUUGCUAAUGAUCACAGAUAUAUAGAACCAAUGGAGAAAGUCGAAAUACUUGUGCAUUCAUUGUGGUGUAAAAUACUGGAUCAUAGCCGAAUUUCGACAAGUGCAAACUUUUUUAGCAUUGGUGGUCAUUCUCUUCUAUUUAUACAACUUUACCAAGGUUAUAAAACAACGUUUGAUGUCGAUAUAAGCAUGCUGGACAUUGGUGAACUCUUUCAACAUCCAACAAUUGCUAAUCAUGCUCGUCUGAUUAACCAAUCAAAAAAUACGAAACAUAUAUCUGACCAAUAUUUAUUACCGUCAGGCGCUAUGGAAGGUAUGUUAAAUCUGAUAUAG
Molecule: messenger RNA, 1878 nt
Organism: Adineta steineri
Lineage: Eukaryota; Metazoa; Rotifera; Eurotatoria; Adinetida; Adinetidae
Source: the annotation of a GenBank genome assembly